UAUAAAUUAUUAAUAAGAAAACUAAACUUCUUUGUUUGACCAUUUCGACAAGAGAAUUAAUUCCGAUAAUAUUUAACCGCAGUGCUAUCAGCAUUCUCUCAUACUGUACACAAACUGUGGAGCGGCAUGCGCUUCAGAAGAAGUUUACCGCUGAUGGUCAGUUUCAUUGAGUUAAUCAAUGGCUGCAUUCAGUUUAAAUUCUCCCGUGAGGUGUCUUUCUUAGACAAUUCUCAAGUGAUUGGAACUUAUCCAGGAUUAUCCAAGCAAAGGCUUUUUGGCGUGUGUGCUCCAAGAUGUAACAAUGACAUUCAAUGUAACGCUAUUGACAUCUGCUUUGAAAAUUUGAAGUGUAAAUUAAUCAGUAAUUGGACACCACUGACGCCAGGAAACAUCUCUGAAGUAGUGUGUAAACGAUUCCAAAUGCAAGGUUGUGCAGAUGGAUAUUUUUUUGACAGAAAAGAUAAUAUUUGCAUCGCUCAAUAUUAUUGCAACUUUGAGAGUGACCCAGAGUUGACAUGUUUUCUUUCCGAAAGUCUUUCUGACGAAUUUAACUGGACCAUUCAUGCGAAUUCUACACCAUCCCUCAAGACAGGUCCUACCUCUGCUGUUAAUGGAUCAUACUACAAAUACAUUGAAACAUCAAGAGGAGAAGGUUAUCCUACUUUCAUAUCUGGUCAAAGGGCAAUUCUGGAAAGUUUCAUCAAAUUUUCAGAUAUAACCUACUGCUUUACGAUGUACUACCACAUGUACGGAGGCUACAUAAACACUCUCACCAUCAGAACUCAGAAAGGGAACAACACCGCCAUAGACCGCUGGAAAUUGUCUGGUAACCAAGGUGAUGCCUGGCAUCAUUUGUCUGGGGUCAACCUUCCGUUGGACUCCCAAUCAAAAAUCAUCAUUGAAGCAACAAAGGGGGCUAACUACGAGGGGGACAUUGCAAUCGAUUCCAUUGAGUUGAUGCCGUUUGCAUGUCCCUAGAAAGAGUAAAAGAGUGACCAGACUUAUCUCAUAUGCGCUUUUGAUUUAUUUUACCAAUUUUUAUUAAUUGAUUUGUAUAAUAA
Messenger RNA from Magallana angulata, 1061 nucleotides. RefSeq names its product MAM domain-containing glycosylphosphatidylinositol anchor protein 1-like. Bases 127 to 978 code for a protein of 283 amino acids. Lineage: Eukaryota; Metazoa; Mollusca; Bivalvia; Ostreida; Ostreidae. The transcript is spliced from 6 exons. The record is from RefSeq and is a predicted model, not a curated record. Gene Ontology annotation, cellular component: membrane.